Messenger RNA from Oldenlandia corymbosa var. corymbosa, 4353 nucleotides. NCBI's taxonomy places the organism in Eukaryota, Viridiplantae, Streptophyta, Magnoliopsida, Gentianales, Rubiaceae. The record is from the annotation of a GenBank genome assembly.
CACUACUAAAAAACUUUACUAAAAAAGAAAAUAGUAGUUAAAAAAAAUAUAUGAGAUGGAUGCCACUUAUUAAUCAAGGGCCAAAGAUGGCGACGGGUCGGUCGUUUUCUUGCAAUUCUUUUUCCAGUUUUCCUUUUUGCUAAAAAUUGAGUAAAGUAUUUUAAGGGGGGUGUCAGAUUGGCGUGCCUAAACUGUAGAUUUGUAGGAGCGGGGCUGAAGAAAGAAAAGGAAAGUGAAGGAGAAAUGUGGGGUUGCUCCAUCAUCCUCACCAUCUUCCUUAACUAAAUUUUUUAAAGCAGAUCACUUUUUUCAGCUUACAGCUUGAUUUUGGUAAGGAUAGUUAAAAAAGAUAGUACAUCAAAUAUAUCAAAUUGCAAAUUCAUUUACUUAUGUGGGGGGUGGAGAUUAAUAUGUAUUUUCUGAUUGGGAAGAAAAAGGAGGUGGUGGUGGGGGCGGUGGUGCUGACUCUAAAGGAGAGUUAUGAGACCGUGGGAACAUUCUGAGCUUGGCUUUUUGUGAAAACAUGGUGUUGCUCUGGUGGCUGGCAAAGAUUAGGGACAACUCAUCUUUUUGAUGGGUGGUAUUUUGUGUGUUUGUUAGUUGAUCUUUUCUCUGUGUCUUAGUUGAAUAGCUAAACAAUCUAGGGCAAACAAUUGUGCGGGUUACUUUCUUUAUUUGUCCUUUCGAUUUGAUAUAUUAGUCCACUUCUGAAUUACUGCUUCUAGGACGCUGUAUUUUGCACGCUUGUGGCCCUUUUGUCUUGAAUGUUGCAUAGCUAAGCUUGGAGGUUUGACAGCUCCAAAGGUUAGUUUUUGAGAUGGUUGAUCUUAAAGCUUAUAUCAUCAUUUUUCUUUUUCAUUCUGAUAAGCGAUCGAAGCAUCUGUGAAAGAUCGUGAUUCAUACUGGUUCUGGUUUGUUUAGAAGGCAUUUUUUUUUAUUGAAAAGGUUUCAUUUUUAUAACUUUAGGCUUCUUUUCUGGAUUGGGUUAUGUUGGGUUAUCUCUGUUGUAAUGUUGUUAAUUGAGCACCCACAGAAAUGUUUUCAUCAGGUCUUGUAAUUGAUGGUUUUCUUUCGGCUAGUUUUGGUUUUUGAGUUCACUGUCGUGGUGCCAUUGGCGUCUUCCUAUUUUGAUGCUUUGUUUUUGCUAAAUUUUAUCUGGGUUGGCAACCACUUAGGAACAUUUUUGUUGGUUUAAGUGCGCUUUUGUUCAUGUGUCGUUAUUUGCUUUCAUGAGCUUCCAGAAUUAGUUGUCUGCAAUGUCAUGGAUAUCCUCAGCUCAUAUCAAGAUGAUGUUUGUUGUCACAGAUCAGUAGAAGUGAAGAACCCCAUUGGUGAGAGCUAAUUUAUGGGAAUGUGGAUGGUGCUGGAGUUUGGUCUUUGAGAAGCUUUCUUGGAAUUUAUAUACUACUAGUAAAAGAAAGAUAUGAUAGGUGUACUUGUCCACUACUAGAUUUUUGCCCACCCAUAAGAAAGAUAAACUAAUGAAGGAUAAGGCGGUGGUGUCAGUGGUAAGCAAGUGGGGGUGUCUCUCAUAUUGAGGAUCCACAGUACAUUUUUGCAUUUCAGGGAUUGAAACUAUUGGGUUUUGUCUCCUGGGCAAGACUUUUGGUGCCCGAAGACCUUGGGCUCUGCUACCGAGCAAGGAAGCAAACUCUGUUUUCGGUUCUCUUAUUAGUUAGAGAUAUCAUUUCGUAACAAUAGAGAUAAACCCUUGUCUUUUUCCCUCUCUGUUGGGGAGGGUCGAAGAAAGUUAAAGUGGUUAACAUUUGGAGAAGGAUCUUCUUUUUCAUUCCUUUCAAUUUGGACCACGGGUAGGGGUUGCCAUCUCUUAUCCUGUAAUUCACUUUGCCUGCUUGGUAUUGAGUUGUAUGUAGCUCAAGCUUUCGGACGUAAGAGUCUUAGUUCAAGUUGUGUAUUCAGUCCUCUCAGGAUUGAAGUCUUUGUAGCUGCAGAAAGAUGAAGUUUAUGAAACUUGGCUCCAAGCCUGAUCAGUUUCAGAAUGAUGGAGAUAAUAUUAGGUAUGUAGCGACUGAGUUGGCUACUGAUAUAGUUGUUACUGUUGGCGACGUGAAAUUUUAUCUUCACAAGUUUCCACUUCUCUCAAAGAGUUCCCGCUUGCAGAAGCUGGUUGCAAACAGUGACGAGGAUAACAAUGAUGACAUCAACAUCAAUGACAUCCCUGGUGGUCCUGCUGCGUUUGAAAUCUGUGCGAAGUUCUGUUAUGGCAUGGUAGUCACCCUCAAUGCCUACAAUGUGGUUGCUGCUCGUUGUGCUGCACAGUAUCUGGAAAUGCAUGAAACAGUCGAUAAAGGAAACCUCAUUUACAAAAUUGAUGUCUUUCUAACCUCUAGCAUUUUUCGGAGUUGGAAAGACUCUAUAAUUGUUCUGCAAGCCACAAAAUCGCUUCUUCCCUGGUCCGAGGACUUGAAAAUUGUAAACCACUGCGUAGACUCGAUAGCUUCAAAAGCGUCUAUUGAUCCUUCCAAGGUGGAAUGGUCGUAUACAUACAACCGCAUAAAGUUACCAUCGGAGAAUGGAGAUGAUUCUCAGUGGAACGGUGUGAGGAAACAACAAUUGGUUCCAAAAGAUUGGUGGGUUGAAGACCUAUGUGAACUUCAAAUGGAUUUGUAUAAAAGGGUUGUGACAGCUAUAAAAGCAAAGGGACGAGUAGCAGCUGAUGUAAUCGGAGAAGCAUUGAAGGCAUACAUUUUAAGGCGGCUCCCCGGGUUCAACAAAGGUAUUAUACAAGCGGGUGAUCCUGUCAAGUUACGUUAUCUGGUUGACACCAUUACGUGGUUGAUACCUAGAGAGAAAAACAGUGUAUCAAGUAGUUUCUUACUGAAAUUGCUACAUGCUUCUAUUACGUUGGAGUGUGGAGAAACUGGAAGGAAGGAGCUACUAAAGAAGAUAGGUCAGCAGCUUGAAGAGGCAGCUGUAGCUGAUUUUCUGUUGCAAUCUUCAUCGGGUGAAACCACAAUGUACAACAUUGACAUAAUUCAAGAUCUAGUUGAACAGUUCAUUAUCCAGGAACAGGAUGUUCAGAGUUCUGUGGAUGGUGAAUUUACAGAGCUAUGUCCUGGAGUAAUAUCAGAUGCAUCUAAAGCGAAGGUGGCCAGAUUGGUUGAUGGGUACCUUGCUGAAGCUGCAAGAGAUUCCAGUUUAUCUUUGUCAAAAUUCAUGCAUUUAGCAGAAAUGGUAUCAACUUUCCCCCGACAAUCGCAUGAUGGAAUAUACCGUGCUAUUGAUGUUUAUCUUAAGGAGCAUCCUGAGAUCUCCAAAAGUGAAAGGAAGAAAAUUUGCAAACUGAUGGAUUGCAGGAAGCUAUCAGUUGAAGCCUGCUCACACGCGGUGCAAAAUGAGCGACUACCAUUGCGUGUGGUCGUGCAGGUUUUAUUCUUUGAACAGGUCAGAGCCACAGCAUCGUCUGGUGGUGACAGCACCCCCGAUUUGUCUGGUUCAAUCAAGGCCUUACAACCUGGCUCCCAUGGAAGCUCCAGAUCAGCAACCACCAAUACCGAGGAAGACUGGGAUGCCAUCCCCACGGCCGAGGAUCUGAAGACCCUGAAAGGUGAAUUUGCUAAUAUGAGGCUGAAACAUGGAGCUGACGUUGGUGGAAACGGCAACCAUGCUGAAAAGAUGAAUGCUGGAAGAAUUGCUGGGAGCAAAGGGAAGGGUAUGGUAAUGUCUAAAAGGAUACUAUCGAAGUUGUGGUCAAACAAAGAGAGAAGUAGUGAGAAUAGCAGUUCCGAUACAUCAGAGUCUCCAGCUUCGUCCACUGCUGGAGAAACAACAAAGUCGACAGCUUCAAGAAGUAGAAGGCAUUACUCGUCUUAGCAUAUCAUCACUUACCUGUAAAAUGCCAAAGUGUAUCAGCAGAUUAAAUGUAGGAAAUUAGAACUUCGCUAGCUGACUUGAAGGUGGAAAAGCAGCAGUAUGAAGAUGACCCUUUUCGUUUCUUUUUUAGGAUUGUAGGAAAUGCUUGCAGAAAAAGAGUUCGUAUAACCAUCUUUUGUUGUUGUAGCUAUAUUUUGAUCAGAGGAAUGAAUUUCUGGGAAGCCGAUCAUCAUUUUCCCUAUUGAUAUCCGGUUGAAGUGUAGAAAUAUAUAACAUCAGCAACCGGGACAGAGCCAGUUUUAUGUGUUCGUAUUCCUUUUUCCCAAGUAGAUCUAACAAUUAACCAGCUAGCACUGAAAUUUUGUGAAUAAAAAUUCAUGAGACAAAAAAAAAACGUAUUGGCCGAGGAAUUCAAUUUUUUUUUUUCUUUUUGGCGCUUGAAAAAGGUCAAAUUUAUUCACCCAUCUGAACUUAAAUUGGAUUGAAGCAUUGGUAUACAUAUGUGAGUAAACAUCCGAA